Molecule: messenger RNA, 2857 nt
Organism: Ctenocephalides felis (cat flea)
Lineage: Eukaryota; Metazoa; Arthropoda; Insecta; Siphonaptera; Pulicidae
Exons: 17
Coding region: 1-2853 (950 amino acids)
Molecular function (GO): metal ion binding
Source: RefSeq, a predicted model, not a curated record
AUGAAUGGCAAUAAUGGAGUUAUGGAUAGGCAAGAUGAUGUCAGUUGUAGCUGGGAGGAAAUGAAGUUUUACGUUUUCUCCGGUCGAAUCUCAAGUGCGGUUUUUGUGAGGUCUGAUUCAAUUUUAACAGAUGAUGACUAUGUACCUUUUGAACCAACAACACCAACGCCUAAGUAUGGACCAAUUUCGAGGAUGUCUAACCAGUCCAUUGGCAGAAACUCACAAGGCGCUAAUAAUGGUAAUGGUCAGUUCAUAACUGAAGGAAAGAGAAUGAAUUCUCCUUGGAUGUUUUCUCAGAACCAGGUGUAUCAGCCUUCCAGUGUCGUGGGAACCAUAAAUGAAGCAUAUGUCCUCAGUCAAGAUCCGAAUAAACAAAUGUUAAAUGAGAACCAGUUGAUUGUGAUAAUUCUGAGGUAUAAAAUGUCUAAGUCCAGAGGAUCUAAACAUUACUUGCAAGCAAUGAAAUGCAUAGAAGAGUUGGCAUUAUAUUUAAGACCUUUCCACAAUGGAUCAACAAGUAUAUUGUCUCGACCAAUGCAACGAAAGUUAGUGACAUUGGUAAAUUGUCAAUUAAUUGAAGAUGAAGGGAGAUCGAGAUCAAUGAGAGCAGCUAGAUCAUUAGGAGAAAGAACAGUUACUGAAUUAAUACUGCAGCAUCAAAAUCCUCAGCAGCUUAGCGCAAAUUUAUGGGCUGGCGUGAGAGCAAGGGGAUGUCAAUUUCUUGGACCAGCAAUGCAGGAAGAAGUUUUAAAACUCGUAUUACUAGCAUUAGAGGAUGGCUCUGCGUUAUCUCGAAAAGUUUUGGUUAUGUUUGUUGUUCAAAGAUUGGAACCACAUUUUCCACAAGCAUCUAAAACCAGCAUUGGACACGUGGUUCAAUUGUUAUACAGAGCUAGUUGUUUUAAGGUAUCUAAACGUGAAGGAGAUUCUUCUCUUAUGCAGUUAAAAGAAGAAUUUCGAACCUAUGAUGCAUUAAGGCGAGAACAUGAUGCACAAAUUGUGCAAAUUGCCACAGAAGCUGGUUUAAGAGUAGCACCAGACCAAUGGAGUGCUUUAUUGUAUGGUGAUGCUGCACACAGAUCACAUAUGCAAAGUGUGAUGGAUAAACUUCAAGGACCACAAAGUUUUGCCCUUGGUGUGCAAGAAUUGGUGAUAGCUUUGCAGAGAAGUGGAGAUCCGGCUGAUUUGGGAGGUCUCACUAAAAGCUUAGAACUACUAGCAGGAAUUGAUGCAAAUGCAGAAUCUGUAGUUCCAACUUGGCAGCAAUGUAGUGCAGCAUUAACAGCCGUUGCCCGAGUUGUCUUUGGUUUAGUUGAUUUCAUCAUGCAUCAUUCCCAUGGAAAUUCUAAUAAUAAUUUGGGAAAUACAAAUGUGUCUGGUAUGUGUCGCUCUGGAAAUAUAGUCUGUAAACAAAGCGAACAAAUGUCACAACAUUUUAAUGUCGGUGCUGCUGCACCACAGCCUAUCACCAUCAAUGGAGCCAAUGGCGUCAACAGUAAAUAUAAAGUUAGUAUGUGUAGAGACCUCACAUUGAAGAAUAGUUGCCCAAGAGGAGUAAAUUGCACUUUUGCUCAUUCUGAGGACGAAUUGGACAGACAUAGAGCAAAAAGUCGUAAAUCUCUAAGACCGACAGGUAAUAAUAAAACUAUAACAGAUGAAAAUUUUAAACAAAAUUAUCAAGCGAUGAGUCCAAUCAAUAUGGUUCCCACGCACAAUAUGCCUGCACCAAUGCCACUGCCUACUGGUUACAACAUGUCUACAGCCAGACCGGUACUGCCAGUUUUAGGUGACCAUAGAUUUUCAAAUACACAUGAUGGAUUUGCCACAAGUCAAGGAAUUGUUUUAAGCCCAAAUAAGCCAAAUAUGGAAUAUUAUACUCCAAACAGAAUGGAUUCCGCCCGAAUGCAAAACUGGGAUUCAAGUUACCUACCAAGUCGUCAGGUUAUGCAUGCAAAUAAUUUCAUAAAACCAGUGAGAAAUUUAGCUGCAUUACAACAGAAACGAUUAGAUAUUAUAGCACAAUUGGAAAUUCUGGCAAAACAGACAAUAAAUAAUGCUGCUAAAAUGAAUGGCAAUAAUGGAGUUAUGGAUAGGCAAGAUGAUGUCAGUUGUAGCUGGGAGGAAAAUGAAGUUUUACGUUUUUCUCCGGUCGAAUCAUCAAGUGCGGUUUUUGUGAGGUCUGAUUCAAUUUUAACAGAUGAUGACUAUGUACCUUUUGAACCAACAACACCGACACCAAAGUAUGGACCAAUUUCGAGGAUGUCUAACCAGUCCAUUGGCAGAAACUCACAAGGCGCUAAUAAUGGUAAUGGUCAGUUCAUAACUGAAGGAAAGAGAAUGAAUUCUCCUUGGAUGUUUUCUCAGAACCAGGUGUAUCAGCCUUCCAAUGUCGUGGGAACUAUAAAUGAAGCAUAUGUCCUCAGUCAAGAUCCGAAUAAACAAAUGUUAAAUGAGAACCAGCAAGCAUUGUUGGCUGAAUCGCAACGUAUGAAGCAACAACUACAUCAUCUAGAACGAAAAAUAAAAGUUCUAGAAUCUGCCAAUAAUCAUAAUCAACCAUCUUCUGUUCUCAAUAAUGAGAGUGAGCGUCUCGCAAAAGAAUUAAGAUUGGUUGAACAAGGCAUUUGUCACAUGGAAAGAGAAAAGGAAGCUGCAGCCAUUAUGAACAAGAUGGCAAAUAAUGGAAAUUCAUUGUCCCAAGGUCAACAAGCAUUUUGGGAUCAUAAUAUUACAAAUAGGGAAGAUGAAGACUAUGAAGCUGAUAUAGCACAUGACAUGCGGGAGCUGGAACUUAGAUGGGAGAAUGAGUUAGAAGAACAAGAAAAACGUUGGAACAAUACACAAGAAAAGUAAUAAA